Messenger RNA from Ceratitis capitata (Mediterranean fruit fly), 3533 nucleotides. Its product is annotated as homeobox protein B-H1. The record is from RefSeq and is a predicted model, not a curated record. Gene Ontology annotation, biological process: regulation of DNA-templated transcription. Gene Ontology annotation, molecular function: DNA binding; DNA-binding transcription factor activity, RNA polymerase II-specific. Bases 1184 to 2809 code for a protein of 541 amino acids. NCBI's taxonomy places the organism in Eukaryota, Metazoa, Arthropoda, Insecta, Diptera, Tephritidae. The transcript is spliced from 2 exons.
UUGUUGGUUUCUACCAUUGGUUCGUGACUGCGGAGAGAGAGAGCAGCUCAAUGCGAAAGAAUAAGAAACCAAUUGAAGUGCUAGCACUGCACACACAUGCAUGUGUAUGAGACGAGACCAACAACACCUCCAUUGCCUCUACCAUAAUCAGAAUCAGUCAACAUCUCUCGAAAGAUAUGAGAAAAGGAUGGGAAAAGAAAUAAAAUUAACAGCAACAGCAACAACAACACAUUUGCUUGCUACAUGAUUGCGGCUGGAGAGAGUGUCGGCAAAAAACUCGAAAAUCAACUUGUCUAGUUAGUAAACUUCAAUCUAGUUUCGAACAGUUGACUGCGAAACGUUGAGUGAAAAGGUUUGGUUAGCGUUUUGUUAGUGUAAGUUGUGUUGUGCCGUGCAUUUUGGCCAACAAAAAGAGUAGAAGACAUACUUGCUUACUCGUAAAUACAUAUGAAUAUUAAAACUAAAUGUUAACAAGGAAACAAGUAAAAAUUAACAAAUAAAUAAAUAUAAUACCACAAGCACAUAAAGCUAAAUAUAAAGUGAAAUAGUGAAGUUGUUGUAGAUUGGAAUUUAUACAAAUAAGUACACAUGCGCCUACAUGCUUGCAAAUAAAAGUACUUAACUCGCUAGCAGUGCAAUUUUGUUGUGUCGUGGCAGUAACAACAACAAUAAAUAAACGAAGCGGCUAAUCAUCAUCAGCGAGAAUCUAAAGGAGAAGCGUCGUCGUUUUGGUUACUGACUACAGCGGCGCAGCGCUAACUAACUGAUUUGCGAUUUGAUUGAUUUCAAUUUUGUACACGCUGUCGGCUGUGCGCUGUCAGUUCUCAGCUAACUGCAAACGAGUUUAGAUGUUGACGGAUGGAAAUUAGUUGCCGCGCAUGCAUACAUAUUUAGUUGCAACGUUGCAAGUAAAAUAUAUAUUAGAAAAAAAGAAAUAGAAAUUAAAGGCAAACAAUAAAUAAUAAAAUAAUAUAAAAACAAUAAGUAUAAGAGUGAUUAAAUUAGUUUCCAAUAAUUAUAAAAGUGCAACAAAACAAUUCGCAAACGUUUCGUUCAAGUGAAAAUACCUUAAACAAGUAUACAAAAAAGAAAAAGAAGAAACAAUUGAAAACAUUUUAAAGCCCGCCGGUGCAGAUAAACGCCGCCAGAACACUAUUUAAUAACACAUACGCUUACGCAGAACAUGCUUUGUCCGCUCACCAUGCGUCCCGCAAGCCCUGCUGAAUCAGAAAUCUCCGUCGGUGGCGCACCCAGCCCACUGCCACACCAUCAACAACAACAACAACACCAUCAAUUCUCGCACCAGCAUCCAUCGCUUUCACAUCCGUCGCAACAUCGCAACACAAUCGAUUUGUUGCAACAUCAGCAAAUCUUGAUGCAACAACAUGCGGCCGCUGCUGCGGCUGCGGCUGCUGCUGGUUUAGCGCGAACCGGCGGCGCCGAAGAGUAUUUCCAGCCCCUCAAACGCUUACGUAUGUCCAGUGAAAUGGAAGAAACUACGUCUGGGAAUCGUACACCCAGUCCAGCAUCGACGCAAGGCGCUACAUUACCAACAACACCGGCUUCCGCGACAACCACUGUGACCACAAAUGUUGCUGCAACUGCCACAAACGUGAAGGCAAAUAUUGAAGGUGUUAAAAGCUUUUCGAUUGCAGAUAUUUUGGGUCAUGAAAAGCGUGCCACAUCCAAAACGCCAACACCGCCACCGUCGUCGCAACAAUCUGCACAUACACCCUCAACACCUACGCGACCGCCGUUAAGUGCCAGCAGUUUGUUACAACCACGUGCCGAACCUCUGGAUAUGGUGAGUGCUGCUGCGGCGGCGGCCGCCGGUAUGCCGCAUCCAAUGCUACUGCCGGGCGCACAAAUCGUACGACCAUGGGACCAUCUCCUGGGUCCAAUGCCGGUGAGACCGUUCAUUCCAUCAGCGUUGCUGCAUUAUGAACAGCGCUUGGCGUUGGAUUAUCAUCGGCAAUUGCAAGAACAUUUUAAUGCUCAAGCGCAACUCCUCCGUCAUAUGGGAAUGGACAUAAUACCGUCAGAGAGUGGAUCGGAACGUUCGAGUUCAGCGGCUAGUGAUUGUUGUUCGCCGGAAAUCGCUCGAUCUUCUGGUGAACCAUCUGCGGGUGCAUCAGCAGCCGGUGUUGGUGGCAGUGAACGCGAUAGGGAGCGUGAUCGUACACAUACCUCAACUUCGGUGAAUAACAACGGUGGGAGUAAUAUGAGUGGUGGUGGUGGUGCGGGUGCAGGUUCCAAUAGCGACAGUGCAGCGUCAAAUGGCUCGAAUGCGAAGUCAAAACCGAAUGGCACGCCAUUGGAUGCUUUAUUUCAGAUGACAACAAAGGACUUUGAUGAGUCACAAGAUAAAUCCCACUUGGAUAUCUUCUCGAACCGCCCACAACCGAAGAAAAAGCGCAAGUCACGCACCGCCUUCACCAAUCAUCAAAUAUUCGAAUUGGAAAAACGUUUUCUCUAUCAAAAGUACCUGUCACCAGCCGAUCGUGAUGAGAUCGCCGCCGCCUUGGGUCUCUCAAACGCACAAGUGAUAACCUGGUUCCAAAAUCGUCGGGCAAAGCAGAAGCGUGAUAUUGAAGAGUUGAAAAAGGAUUUCGAUAGCGUCAAAGUAUUCUCAGCGCAUAAAUCCUUUCUGGAAAAUGUAAAUGAUCUCAGCAUAUUGAAGAAGAAACCCAUGCAUGAGGCCGAUGCAAUGGUGGGUCUUGCAGCGGCUGCAGCGGCUGGUAUGGUGCCUGUGUCGUCGGCGGCCGCGGCGGCUGUUGCUGCACAUGCUGCAUUAAAUAAUCAAAAAUGAUAAAUUAAUGGGCGCAUAAUCGCGCCUUAAAUAAAUUUUUAUACAUACACAAACAACAAUCAAGCAACAAAAGAGGAAGAGGUACAAAAAAACUGCUAAAGAAACUAUGGAGGAACUUUAAAUUUAAUGUGGGUGCUGCUAAAGAGAAAGAAAGUUGUGUUGGAGAGUGUGAUAGUGAUGAAAACGGAUGAUGCUCGUGUAAGGAAAGUGAUAAAAUUAUGCCUUAGUGUUAGCAAUCGUUGACGAACCAGACUAACCAGCCUGAAAACCGGCUAGCACUAGCAAUGCACUUCAUCGCCAACGGAUUUAGAGUGAACUGACCAGUAAGAACCGACUCUACUACACAUUGAAAGGGCUGUAAUGCAGAAUUCAUAUCCUAUCACUAUUUGCACUCUUUACCGGCAGCAUUUAAUCCACACAAUUUAGACGACUUCUAUACGAAAAAUGUUGAACGUUGCGUCUGCAAUGCACCAAAGCUCUCCGCAGCGUUCCAGUUCAUGGCGGAAGGCAGCAAAAGUCUGAACCGGUAGUCCCACGGUCGGCACACAUCGAGAGCUAUGAAUGGUUCACAGCCUGGCUUGAAUGUUGAUAACACAAGGCUGACGGGAAAUUCAUUUGAAACACAAAAGAGCGAAUCGAAAAUCUCAAACGCAAAUUAAACAAAGCUUUUAAGUGAAAAAAAAAUUAUGACAAUUUAAGUAUGAAGAAAAAAGUAUUAAGCAAA